GAGAAGUUCGUGCGCGGCGCGGAGGUCCUGGAAGAGCGGGCGGCGGUGAUAGCGCCGGCGUGCCCUCCCGCGCGCCGAGACCCGCUUGCCUCACCGCGCAGAGGUUGCCCGGACUUACGAAAGGAAGUGACCGCCGUGCCUGGGCGGCCUGGAGGGAUGCGAUCGGCUGCAGAGAGAAGUGCACUGAUUCCAGUGUGCGCCAGCGUGCAGAAAAAGGAAGGGAGAAACUUGUGCGUUUGCCAAGCAGGGGUGACCCUUUGAGAGCCGCAGAGGCUGCUAGACUCUCAGAUCUCUAGUCUGCUGGUGGCAAGUAAAUUCCCGUUCGUGCUGUUCCAGCCGUCACUGGUGGUGCGAAGGGUGCACAUGCUGUCUGGCAGGACUUCUGCUUUGUCCAGGGGCGUGGAAAGAUUGGAAAGUGUUGCUAGGGUCUUUAGAAGACUCUGGAAAACUUCUAUUUGGGUACAUCACAGAGAGGAGAAAUGUAGUAGUUCUUCCUAGUGUUUAGGGGACGAGUGAGAAAACCCGCGAAGCCUGAAACCGUAGGUGGUGCCCCUCUACUCUAGCUCCCUAACUAUCCUGUGUUUGUUUUUUUUUUUCUUUACAUACAGACCUGUGAUAAAGUUUAAAUUACCAAUUAGGCCCAAGAAGAGGUUGACAAUAACUACUAAAGCAAUAGAAUAUUUAGAACAAAAUACUGUAGUAAAAUCUAUCUCCAUAUAUUAUUAUACUUUUCACCUUUAUUAAGUAAAAUGAGACAUACUUCAACAUAAGCACUCUGAUACCUGGACAGUCGAUUGGAUAACUGAGAGGAUUAAUGAAUAGCUGAUGGAUAAGUAGUAUUUAUAGUGUCAAUAUGCUCUGCAAAAAGAUGAUUCACAUCCAUGAAGCAGCGUGAAAGUUAGUCACGCUACUCAGAAUGGCGUGCUAUUUCAAUUUUAUGAAAUGUUUUCUUCGGGAAGUUUUUAUUGUUUUAAUUUUUGAACCAAAGUUUAUCACAAGUAUCUGAAACCACAGAAAGGAAAACUGUACAAAGGGGGCAGUACAAUAUGACGCCUUUGUUACACAGGAAAUGUGAACCAUCACCUCCUAACCUUGCCACUCUUGAACAAAACACCUGAGUUGGUUGAAAAGGCCUCAAGAUGAUUCAUCUUUUCAUACAUACGAAACAAAAAUCAGAGAAAUUACAGACCACAUUGUAGUUUUACCUGCUUCAGGAGAUGAUUACAUACAACUUAGUAGUUGAUAAAAUAGUUGCUUUAUUUGGAGCUAUGCUGGCAGUUCAAAAUUUGCUUUCAGAGAAGAAAGUAAUAGAGAAACCUAUGAAGAUUCCUAUCCUAUGCCUGCUCUUGGGCUCUUUGUUAAUUGAGCCCAAGGGCUUGUAGGUUAACUUGCUUAUUAUCUGAGAAACUUGGACCUGUGAGAGAUGGCCAGAUAGUGAUACCAUGAAAGUCCUCUGAGGUUCUGAGUCUUGCCUCGUGUUAGAAAUUUAGAAAGUGUUGCAAAUAGCUUGGUGGUGUUGCUAUUCAUAAAGUGGGCCUGGGCAGCCUCUGAUUUGAGAGGUGGGCUGGAUUAGGACCCUGCUUCUUUUAGGGCUGGGAGAAGUGAAAAUAUUGGUACAAGAUGGAAAGGAUUUAUGAGGACAGAAAUGUGAUUCGUAGUAGCAGUGGAUCAAUCAACUUUCUGAAUACCAGUUAGGGAAGAGAUGGCAGAUUUUCAGCAGAGAGUUAAAUAAAAAGCCAAAGCUUAAAUUUACCAAUCUGCUACCAGUUUUAUCAGGUAGUGAUUAAUAUAAUCAUAUGUCUACAUGUUGGAUAUUUUGGGGGGGAGUGUAUUGGGUAAAUCUUGAACACUGUGCUUUGUUUACAGGAGUGGCAAGCCAUCAUCUCACCCAGUUUGGAUCCUGGCUUCCCUCAAAAGACUCUGUGCUAAUGUUUGAUAACCUUCUGGAAUAGCCAGUACUACAUUUACAUAAUAUAUAUAUACUAGAUAACAGUCCAUUGGUUUUUGAACUGAUUUUCUUUUUUUUUUUUUGCGAUGUUUGUAUCUAAUGAAUUUUCCUCACCCAAGAUAACAACUUAAGGUGUCUUAAUUAUACUUCUCUGUAACACUUCAUUUCUUAGAUUACAAUCACCCCCCCAUCUAUGAUUUCAGCUACCAACAUUCAUCUGUGGUCCAGAAGUAUUAAAUGGAAAGUUCCAGAAAUAAUUGCUGUCUGUGGAUUGGAUAAUGUGAGCAUUGGGGUGCAGUGAUGUCGACCCUCUGCCCGCCGCCAUCUCCAGCUGUUGCCAAGACAGAGAUCGCUUUAAGUGGUGAAUCACCUUUGUUAGCAGCUACCUUUGCUUACUGGGACAAUAUUCUUGGUCCUAGGGUAAGGCACAUUUGGGCUCCAAAGACAGAACAAGUACUGCUCAGUGAUGGAGAAAUAACGUUUCUUGCCAACCACACCCUAAAUGGAGAAAUUCUUCGAAAUGCAGAGAGUGGGGCGAUAGAUGUAAAGUUUUUUGUUUUGUCUGAAAAAGGAGUAAUUAUUGUUUCCUUAAUCUUUGAUGGAAACUGGAAUGGAGAUCGGAGUACUUAUGGACUAUCAAUUAUACUUCCCCAGACGGAACUUAGUUUCUACCUUCCACUUCACAGAGUGUGUGUUGAUAGAUUAACACACAUUAUUCGGAAAGGAAGGAUAUGGAUGCAUAAGGAAAGGCAAGAAAACGUCCAGAAGAUUGUCUUAGAAGGCUCAGAGAGAAUGGAAGAUCAGGGUCAGAGUAUUAUUCCAAUGCUUACUGGGGAAGUCAUUCCUGUGAUGGAACUGCUUUCAUCUAUGAAAUCACAUAGUGUUCCUGAAGAAAUAGAUAUAGCUGAUACAGUACUGAAUGAUGAUGAUAUCGGUGACAGUUGUCAUGAAGGCUUUCUUCUCAAUGCCAUCAGCUCACACUUGCAAACCUGUGGCUGUUCUGUUGUUGUAGGUAGCAGUGCAGAGAAAGUAAAUAAGAUAGUGAGAACAUUAUGCCUUUUUCUAACUCCAGCGGAGAGAAAAUGCUCCAGAUUAUGUGAAGCAGAAUCAUCAUUUAAAUAUGAGUCAGGGCUCUUUGUACAAGGCCUGCUGAAGGAUUCAACUGGAAGCUUCGUGUUACCUUUCCGACAAGUCAUGUAUGCUCCAUACCCCACCACACACAUAGAUGUGGAUGUCAAUACUGUCAAGCAGAUGCCACCCUGUCAUGAACAUAUUUAUAAUCAGCGGAGGUACAUGAGGUCAGAGCUGACGGCAUUCUGGAGAGCCACUUCAGAGGAAGACAUGGCUCAGGACACGAUCAUCUACACCGAUGAAAGCUUUACUCCUGAUUUGAAUAUUUUCCAAGAUGUCUUACACAGAGAUACUCUAGUAAAAGCCUUCCUGGAUCAGGUCUUUCAUCUGAAACCUGGUUUAUCUCUCAGAAGUACUUUCCUUGCGCAAUUUCUUCUCGUCCUUCACAGAAAAGCCCUGACACUCAUCAGAUAUAUAGAAGAUGAUACGCAGAAGGGAAAAAAACCCUUUAAAUCUCUUCGGAACCUGAAGAUAGACCUUGAUUUAACAGCAGAGGGCGAUCUCAACAUAAUAAUGGCUCUGGCUGAGAAAAUUAAACCAGGCCUGCACUCCUUUAUCUUUGGAAGGCCUUUCUACACUAGUGUACAAGAAAGAGAUGUUCUAAUGACUUUUUAAUAGCUAAUUUGUUAAGUAUAUUUCAUCACCAUCAUGAUUGCUGUCCAGAAGCUCAGUGGUGUGGGAAGCAUCACUUUCUCCGGUCGCACCUCAGAGUCCUCAGCAGUUGCAGUUACAGUUCACUACAGUUGUCGCAGAGCUGUGUAGGGGCGUGGUGCGUCAUUCCACUGAAUGUCUCUUUGUGAAUGUGCUCUUUUCGAGACUUACGUUUACAAUUAAUGAUAGAUUUUGCUAUCUUUUAUAGAUACAGUAAUGGGAUACAGACUUGACCGCAGCUACUAUUUUUUGAAAUUCAUGAUUCGUGUUUACAUGUGUCAAGGUGAAAUCUGAGUUAGCCUUUACAGGUAUAAUAAUAGUUGUUGACUUUCCGUCUUUUGUUGUUCCUUGGAGUAUAAGCUUACUGUAGUACCUUUGCAGUCAGCUGAAAACUAGAGCAUUUAAAAUUUUCAGUUCCACAAAAAGAAGUUAAGUUUUAGGAAGAAGAUAUUGUGGAAGCAGAUUUUUUAAUUAAAAUUAAUUAUCAUUAAGUCCUACUUAGUAGGAUUCAGUCUGUGGAGAAGCAUCAAACAGUUAUGUGUAGUCAGUGAUUAUGGCGAACCACAGUAUACUUUUUGUUUAUUGUUGUUGUCAGUAUCCUAUAGUUGGGCAAUAUCUGUCUAAGAAUAUAGGAAAUUGGAUUUUGUUUUAGUUGUUUCCAACUCUCAGAAAUAAUUUUCAUUAUUUUCAAGCCAAAUUGAAAUGUGUACCUCCUGUGCCUUUUUUCCCUUAAAACAUAUAAUUUAUAAUUAUUCAGAAGAAAUUGAGAUUUCACUGUUUAGUCAUUUCCUUCUUGUUUCCCUGUUGAAGAAUGUACCAUGUACCUAGUUUGGCAGUUACUGUAACUCCAAGACUAUACAAUUCAUCAGAGAAUACACUAAUAAGAUCUUUUUUUGAGAACAGAAAAAUUUCUUUUCCUCCUUAUAUUCUGCCCAUAUCUUUGAAGUUAUUGCUGUGUUGCCUGCGUCACUUAAGAACUGCAGGGCAAACUGUACUGAAGUACUGCUUUCCUAGGUGCUGUACUAGCAGAAUUAAAUGGUCAUUUCUUUGGUUUCUUUAAUGUGUUUGGAUCUUUUUUUUUGGCUAUAUAAUACCUGGUUAAGAUAAUUCUGUGCUUAGAACAGUGUUGCUGCAGGAUUGUACACAAAUACAAAUUUUUUAUUUAAAACUGUGAAAGUAAUAUGAAAGGGAAAACAUAUUUAUAAAAAAGGGAUAAAAGUGAUAGAGCCUUUCUGCCCUCAAUUACCAAGUUUAACAAGAAAGAUGUUCUAUUUUAAAGAACACAUAAUAGUUUUCACAUCAUGAAUCAGAAAGAUCUUGGCAUCUUAAUUUUUAGGUACACACUGAACAUGACGGUAUCAUACUGUACACCUCAGUCAUAAAAAUAUGUAGAUGCUACUGUUUAAUAUCCCAUACUCAACGCUUCCUACAUAACAGAUUCUUAUUUAUGUGCUAAUUGUUUUCUUUUGCUGGUUUAUUAUAUUAUUAUAUAGAAUAUAAAUUGUACAGUGAGAUAAGUUAUUAAAGCAUGUGUAAACAUUGUUAUAUAUCUUUUCUCCUAGAUGGAGAAUUUUAAAUAAACAUCUUUGAAAGUUUGUCUCUUUUGUUUGUUCAGUCAAAGCACUACUGUGAUAUUGGAAUACUGAUUAGCUUGCUGUUCAGCUGACAGUUGUGUUGGAUCUGAACUUUUUUUUAAUUAAAUAAAAAUAUAUUUAAAGCUUU
Chinchilla lanigera (long-tailed chinchilla) is the source of this 5452-nucleotide messenger RNA. RefSeq names its product chromosome unknown open reading frame, human C9orf72 (gene C9orf72). NCBI's taxonomy places the organism in Eukaryota, Metazoa, Chordata, Mammalia, Rodentia, Chinchillidae. Gene Ontology annotation, molecular function: guanyl-nucleotide exchange factor activity. The transcript is spliced from 11 exons. Gene Ontology annotation, cellular component: endosome; autophagosome. Gene Ontology annotation, biological process: autophagy; endocytosis. Bases 2249 to 3694 code for a protein of 481 amino acids. The record is from RefSeq and is a predicted model, not a curated record.